This is a messenger RNA of Talaromyces stipitatus ATCC 10500, 591 nucleotides long. RefSeq lists its product as uncharacterized. The record is from RefSeq and is a predicted model, not a curated record. The coding region runs from base 22 to 468 and encodes 148 amino acids. Lineage: Eukaryota; Fungi; Ascomycota; Eurotiomycetes; Eurotiales; Trichocomaceae. The transcript is spliced from 2 exons.
GUCAACAAAGCAAGCUGAAUUAUGACAAUGGCGGUAAGCUCACAAGAGAGAUAUGAUAAGCUAUAUACUGCUUAUUAUAACUUCCUUGUUAAGCAGCUGGGUUAUCGACUUAUUCGCAUUUCGGAUCUUGGAAACACCGACGUGGUGAAUAUCCUCUCGCUACCUCAGCACCCUACUUGGAGCAGAGUCGAGCUCAACGAUGGAUCCUGGGAGUAUGGUAUGCCUAUCAGUCAUAUCAAUGAUUUUCAAAAACUUGUCCAGAACGUUUCCAAAGCGAAGAUUGACUUGGAGUAUAAUCCGCUUUCUCUGCUUGAAGGCGACAUUGACUUCCAUGCGGCCCACGGUCUGAACGGUAUCUGGCUUGAAGCACGAGCUACACGUGUCUAUGGGAUUCCUAGAUGUUUUUACAUGCUCCUUAUCUAUAUCCAAAGAAUGAUUGCCAAGGAGCUCGGUCGCCAUCUCGUUUAACAAGGACACCAUCCGCAUUCCUGUACGACUUUCGAAUUAUUUUUUUUUUCUCUCUCUGAUGUACAGCUCCAAGCCAAAGAGAUUGAUGUAUUAUAUUUUGUACUCUAGUUUUCUUCCUCGAAA